ACCAAAAAGGCGACAACAAACAGUAAAGCUGAACGAAGAGGUGGCGAAGGACUACCUCUGGCUUCUUCUUCCACCUACUCGACUUCCUCCGCAGCCAAAGGCAGGGAAUUCCGCUGAUGUGUGAUGCGAUGCAGGCCUUCUUCCGCCUCGAGCCAUAGCAGCAGUGGUGGUGGGCAAACUGAUGGCACCGCCGCGCAAGAAGUGGACGGAGGAGGAGGAGCGAUCCCUCCUCGAUAAGUACGCCGAGAUGGCUGCUGACGAGUCCCUUUCCCGCCUCCGCACACGCGAGCGCCGCUUCCGCCCCAUCGCUGCCCACGUCAACGCUCGCCACCACGCCGCCGACCCCGCCGCUUACCCCUUCCUCUGGUCCUGGAAAGACGCCGCCACCAAGGUGCACAACAUGCGCCACCAGUACCUCCUCGUCAAGCGCAAGCUUCUCGUCCUCAACCGAACCUCCUCGGUUUCAUGUUCCGCCGACGCUGCCAUCGACGACUGGGCCAAGCAAGGCAUCUCCCACUGGCCCAACUUCCUCCGCUACCGCUCUAUCUUCGGCGAUGCAUCCUUACAGCCGGCGGACCCCGCCCCUGUUCCCGGGGUCCCCUUCGAUGAUGACGGCGAACUCGGCCUAGGGUUAGCCUUCGACUGCUGCACCGAAGGCGCCAGCGAGGGAGCCGAUCGUGAGAUCGAGGACAACGAGGGUUUUGAUUUCGAUGAUGUGACCCCUGUCUCCGCCGCGGUGCCACAGCAACUCUUGCCGCCUCCGGUGGUGGAGAUGGGCACGACGAAGAGGAGAAAGAAGAAUCGUACUGAGCAGCGGCGAGCGCUGGCUACUUGGUGGGGGUGGGAGGCGAGGAUGGAGGAGAGGGAGGCGGAACGGGAGAGUUUGAGGAGGGAGAGGAAACGGACGGCGGAGCAGGUGGAGGAGGAAAGGGAGCAGGGGAGGAGACAGGCAAAGCAGCAGUGGAGGGAGGAGGACCUGGAGUGGGAGGAGAGGAUGGAAGUGAAGAGGGCAGAAUGGAGGAAGCGGAUGGAGGGGAUGCUGAAGGAACACCAGGUUGAGAUGGAGCAGGUCCAGGCUCAAAUCCUCCAUGAGCAACAGACUGUGGUCGGUCAGCUCCUGGGAGCGCUAUCUCAAUGGGUGGCAAGCCCUGUGUUUGGAGGGUUCUCGGAUGGCGGCAGUGGUCCCGGAAUGGGAAAUCACCACCAUGAUCACCAUCAACACCACCACCAACCCAUGCCAUAUCUGUCUCAAAUGAUGCAGGGGUUGCACCACCAUGUUAACGGAAUUGUUUCAGCAGAGAAUCGGAUCGAUGGGGAUGCACAUGAGGAUCAUUUUAUUGUUGAUCAUUGAUUGAAUUUGGUAAUUUUGAUCACUUAUAUCACAUUAAGGGAUGUAAUGAGAUCACUCAGAUGGAGUAUUGUAGUGGCAGGCGUUUGCAAGAGGAAGAAGCAUAAUGCUUAGUGAUCAGAAUUGGAUUUUUGUAAAUGGCUUCAUGCUGGAUUGGAGAUUUUGGAGGACAUACAGUGACAGCAUACAAAUCCAUUGUGUGGUGUUCAAAGUUCAGAAUGUUGAAAAAUAAUGUUUAUAUAUACAGCUCUGAGCAGAAAUAACGUUCAGAAGCAUUGCACAUCAUGCUUCUGAACACUGAAAUUUGGGUAACAGAAGCUGCAGGAAGAAUUAUUCUUCAGGGAGAUAGCUUUUAGAUAGAGUUGUCUUUGGCAUGGAAUGGCUUGGCUGUAUUGGCUCUUCUACUAUGGACUCAUUGGGUGCUCUGCUGCCGGAAUUAUGGUCCUGACUGUAUAUUAGGAGAAUUUUGCUACCGCAGCCUUUAUGGAUGGAGUGGAUACAUGUGCAGUUCUCCGCUCAGCAGAGCAUCGUCAGGCAGAAGUUGGUAACAAACAAUAUCGGCAGAUGAAGAAGGGAUGCACCAUAUAAAUGAGCUUUUGUUUUGGUAACUUGGGUUUAUAGAAUGGCUAAGAGAAAAGUUAGGGAUGACAAUAAGAGCUGGAAUACUGGAUGCUUGUCUAGCUCAUCUGAAAGUGAUUUAGAAGUCAUGCAGGCUCUGUCAUUGUUGCAACAAUCAUGCAUAUACCUUGCAGUUUCAAAUUCAACAAAUGAAGCUGCAAUUACUUUGGAGUACUUGGAUGAGUCAGUGGUUUCUGAUUCAAAGAGGUAUACUUCUACAACUGAAUCUUAGAUGAUGAGGUUGUUCAAAAUUUUGAAGGUUUAUUUUCUGUAUUGUUUGACACCAAAGUGGUUUAAGGCAGCAGCUAAAUAAAUAUUAGUUGUUUUGAGUUUCAUAGUGUGUCUCAUCCAAUGGAUUGGAUUUUCUUUACAUCGUAAAGUAUUUAUUUUUUUGAUUGAGUUAUAAUUCUCAAUCAAAAUAACCAGGUUAAUUUAGCUUAACCCAGCCUGACUGCCAGAGUUCAAUAAACUCAAAAAAUUUUCUGUUUUGCUUUAAACAUAGAUGACCACAUGGUUAUCUGCAAUAAAGAUGAAUAUUGCAAAAUAAUGCAUAUUCUUAGGGUAAUUUAUAUUGCAUGGUUACGUUAAAAUCUUCUAGAAGAAUGUGUAUUAUCACUUCUACUUUUAACAGUCCACUUGUGAGUAAUUAGAUGCCUAUUAAAUAAAUUAACGAAUAUAACAAAUCGAGAUAUGCACAACUCUUUCAAUAAUCUCAUGGAUGACAUAAUUCUUGAGAUCAAAAGGUAGCACUUACUACAUAGAAGGAAUUCCAAAGAGGUUUGUAAAAAAUGCGCAUUUAUGUUCCUUGUGCUAGUGAUAUUUAAAAUGCAACAAACAAAAUAAAGAAAUUGAACUCACAGUACUCAAUUUGCCGUUCGGUGCCUAAACGUUCUCAUCUGCAUGCCCAUAAACCAUCAAUACCUCGAUCUCAUGCAUGACUGGUAGAAGUAGAUGGACAAUAUCAGGCAUUUGAACAACCGCAGCAGAAGAACAGAAUUGCCUUUGUUAAUUUCUUAAUGAUCUUAAUCUUCUUUUUUGUUCUCAUAAGACAAUAUCAGGAUGAGAUGCUGUCUGCCAUAGUUCUCUAGCUCUCCAUCGAAUGAAGAAAGAUCAAGGAUGGAAGUCCAGGAGGGUGGUGCAGGUAUUUAUGCUUCGACUCCUACCUUUUUAGCUUGAAAUAGAACAUGACAUGAACAUAUCUUCUCUUGGCAUCUCUAGCUUUGAUUUUUGAAAUAUAAGAAAAACCGGUGUUCUCAUGCUUUUUUUUCCCAACAAAUUUUAAUUGUUUAUAUUGAUUCAGGUUUCAGAAUUAUGCAAAUAGUAUCUCUAUAAGACAGUAUACUCACUCUAAUAAGAGCCUCAAAAUAUUAGUUCAUCUUAUAUUUCAUUCUUAAUCUGGAUUGGAUUGAUUUGUGAUCAAUAGAAUAAGAAUGCAGAGGACACCUAACUGUUGCUUCCUAAUAUGUACUGCCUAGUGUCAAGUAUUUUAUUUCAUUUUCUUUAAUUUGUUUUUAUUGUAUGUAUCAUAAACUAAUGUGUAUGGUAAUUUAUUUUGGGGAAGAGGCAAAAGAGAUUAAUUCUGCACAUCCACUUACAGUAGAGAUAAAUUCAUGUCCCACUAAAUCAUGUCCAAAAUUGAUAUCAUAGCCACCAUCUAUCAUCUUUGAUUUAGAGAAUUAAUUUACAGACGCAUGAUCAUUAUUUGAACGAUUUGUAUCGGUCAACUUAACCUCCACACAAUCAUCGUGGUUUCAUUAAUUAGAGAAAUCACAUCCCCCACAUAAUCCAUACACAGCAUGUUCCUUGUGCAACAAAUCUCAGAAUAACUUGGAGCAAACAAGAAUUCCUAAACCCUUGUUAUUGUUGUGCAUCAAUUCCUGUGUCUUCAUCACAGUAGUUUCUUUCUUUCCUUGUUCAUGUAUACUCCUCUCUUCACAGAGGCUUCAGAUUCCUUGUGGGGACAUCAAAAUUAAGAA
Musa acuminata subsp. malaccensis (wild Malaysian banana) is the source of this 3942-nucleotide messenger RNA. Lineage: Eukaryota; Viridiplantae; Streptophyta; Magnoliopsida; Zingiberales; Musaceae. The record is from RefSeq and is a predicted model, not a curated record.